AUGACGAAUGAAGAGCCACAUCAGCGAAUUAUGAUAUAUCUUCAAAAAUUCGGAUUAUAUCCAUCGACGUUUCUUCGUGAUUUUAAGGUGAUGACGACACUGAUAUCGACGUUGAUUGAGCGUUGGAGGCCCGAAACACAUACAUUUCAUUUUCCUUCUGGUGAAGUGACGAUAACAUUAAAAGAUGUGUAUCAAUUUGGCGUUUCGAUUAAUGGUAUACCAUUGGUGCUUCGCAACAAUUAUGCGCAAUAUGCAUUUAUUUAUAAUUUAUUGGGAAAUGAGGCUCUAACUGAUGUCAUUGAUGAGAUGCGAAUACGAAUGACGUGGUUAGAAAGAGAAUUUAGAGUAUAUGGACAAUCAACGGAGCAAGAGGUGAAAUAUGCAGCUCGAGCAUAUCUUAUGGCAUUGAUUGGAGGGAUCUUGUUACUGGAUAAAUCGGACAAUUUGAUGCACCCCCAAUAUCUUUCAAUAUUGAAGGAUUUCCUUGUAUGUCUCCAAUAUAGUUUAGGUUCUGCAAUUUUGACUUUUUGUAUCGUGAACUUUACAAAGACGACCAUAGUGGUUAGUGGAAAAAAGCGGAUGUAA
Messenger RNA from Hibiscus syriacus, 585 nucleotides. Its product is annotated as protein MAINTENANCE OF MERISTEMS-like. Gene Ontology annotation, biological process: meristem maintenance; meristem development. The coding region runs from base 1 to 585 and encodes 194 amino acids. The record is from RefSeq and is a predicted model, not a curated record. NCBI's taxonomy places the organism in Eukaryota, Viridiplantae, Streptophyta, Magnoliopsida, Malvales, Malvaceae. The transcript has a single exon.